This is a messenger RNA of Psammomys obesus (fat sand rat), 3291 nucleotides long. It is a transcript of the gene Trpc4, whose product is annotated as transient receptor potential cation channel subfamily C member 4. Lineage: Eukaryota; Metazoa; Chordata; Mammalia; Rodentia; Muridae. Bases 1 to 2967 code for a protein of 988 amino acids. Gene Ontology annotation, cellular component: cation channel complex; membrane. Gene Ontology annotation, molecular function: store-operated calcium channel activity; protein binding; inositol 1,4,5 trisphosphate binding. Gene Ontology annotation, biological process: regulation of cytosolic calcium ion concentration; calcium ion transmembrane transport; manganese ion transport. The record is from RefSeq and is a predicted model, not a curated record. The transcript has 10 exons.
AUGGCUCAGUUCUAUUACAAAAGAAGUGUCAGCGCCCCCUACCGAGACCGCAUUCCUCUGAGGAUUGUCAGAGCAGAGUCUGAACUCUCCCCAUCAGAGAAAGCCUACUUGAACGCUGUGGAGAAGGGGGACUAUGCAAGUGUCAAGAAGUCUCUGGAGGAAGCUGAGAUUUACUUUAAAAUCAACAUUAACUGCAUUGAUCCCCUUGGGAGGACUGCCCUUCUCAUCGCCAUUGAAAACGAGAACCUGGAGCUCAUUGAACUCCUGUUGAGUUUCAACGUCUAUGUUGGCGAUGCACUGCUUCAUGCUAUCCGGAAAGAGGUGGUUGGAGCUGUGGAGCUAUUGCUCAACCACAAAAAGCCAAGUGGAGAGAAGCAGGUGCCUCCCAUUCUCCUUGAUAAGCAGUUCUCCGAAUUCACUCCAGACAUCACACCUAUCAUCUUGGCUGCACAUACAAACAAUUAUGAGAUAAUCAAACUUUUGGUCCAGAAAGGUGUCUCGGUGCCAAGACCCCACGAGGUCCGCUGUAACUGUGUUGAGUGUGUCUCCAGCUCGGACGUGGACAGCCUCAGGCACUCACGGUCCAGGCUCAACAUCUACAAGGCUUUGGCCAGCCCCUCGCUCAUCGCCCUGUCAAGUGAAGAUCCUUUCCUCACGGCCUUUCAGUUAAGCUGGGAGCUGCAGGAACUAAGCAAGGUGGAGAAUGAGUUCAAGUCGGAGUAUGAGGAACUGUCUAGACAGUGCAAACAAUUUGCUAAGGACCUCCUAGAUCAGACAAGGAGUUCCAGAGAGCUGGAAAUCAUUCUUAAUUACCGUGAUGACAAUAGUCUGAUCGAAGAACAGAGUGGAAAUGAUCUUGCGAGGCUAAAAUUAGCCAUUAAGUACCGUCAAAAAGAGUUUGUUGCCCAGCCCAACUGCCAGCAGCUGCUUGCGUCCCGCUGGUACGACGAGUUCCCAGGCUGGAGGAGAAGACACUGGGCAGUGAAGAUGGUGACGUGUUUCAUAAUAGGACUACUUUUCCCCGUCUUCUCCGUGUGCUACCUGAUAGCCCCUAAAAGCCCACUUGGACUGUUCAUCAGAAAGCCAUUUAUCAAGUUUAUCUGCCACACAGCCUCCUAUUUGACCUUUUUGUUCCUGCUGCUGCUUGCCUCUCAGCACAUCGACAGGUCAGACUUGAACAGGCAAGGUCCACCACCAACCAUCGUGGAAUGGAUGAUAUUACCGUGGGUCCUGGGUUUUAUAUGGGGAGAAAUUAAACAGAUGUGGGACGGCGGACUUCAGGAUUACAUCCACGACUGGUGGAAUCUAAUGGACUUUGUGAUGAAUUCCUUGUACCUGGCAACAAUCUCCUUGAAGAUUGUCGCAUUUGUAAAGUACAGUGCUCUGAACCCACGAGAAUCAUGGGACAUGUGGCACCCCACCCUGGUGGCAGAGGCUUUGUUUGCUAUUGCAAACAUCUUCAGCUCCCUGCGCCUGAUCUCACUGUUCACUGCAAAUUCUCACCUGGGGCCUCUGCAGAUAUCUCUGGGAAGAAUGCUUCUGGACAUCCUAAAGUUCUUGUUCAUAUACUGCCUCGUACUGCUAGCUUUUGCAAAUGGCCUAAAUCAACUGUACUUCUACUAUGAAGAAACGAAGGGGUUAAGCUGCAAAGGAAUACGGUGUGAGAAACAGAAUAACGCAUUUUCCACGUUAUUUGAGACGUUACAGUCCCUGUUUUGGUCAAUAUUUGGACUAAUCAAUCUGUAUGUUACCAAUGUCAAAGCCCAGCAUGAGUUCACUGAGUUUGUUGGGGCCACCAUGUUUGGGACAUACAAUGUCAUCUCUCUGGUUGUCCUGCUCAACAUGUUGAUCGCUAUGAUGAAUAAUUCUUACCAACUAAUUGCCGACCAUGCAGAUAUAGAGUGGAAAUUUGCUCGAACAAAGCUUUGGAUGAGCUACUUUGAAGAAGGAGGUACCCUGCCUACCCCCUUCAACGUCAUCCCAAGCCCCAAGUCCUUGUGGUACCUGGUCAAGUGGAUAUGGACCCACCUGUGUAAGAAAAAGAUGCGAAGAAAGCCAGAAAGCUUUGGAACAAUUGGGGUAAGGACACAUCCUAUUAGUGUUAUACACCUUGCCCAUCACAGGCGUGCUGCCGAUAACUUGAGAAGACAUCACCAAUACCAAGAGGUGAUGAGGAACCUGGUGAAGCGCUACGUGGCAGCCAUGAUCAGAGAGGCAAAAACGGAAGAAGGCCUGACAGAGGAGAAUGUUAAGGAACUAAAGCAAGACAUUUCUAGCUUCCGCUUUGAAGUUCUGGGAUUGCUCAGAGGAAGCAAGCUCUCCACUAUACAGUCAGCCAACGCAGCGAGUUCAGCAGACUCCGAUGAAAAGAGCCAUAGCGAAGGUAAUAGCAAGGACAAGAAAAAGAAUCUCAGCCUCUUUGAUUUAACCACUCUGAUCCACCCGAGGUCGGCAGUCAUUGCCUCCGAGAGACAUAACAUAAGCAAUGGUUCCGCCCUGGUGGUGCAGGAGCCGCCCAGGGAGAAGCAGAGAAAAGUGAAUUUUGUGGCUGAUAUCAAAAACUUCGGGUUAUUUCAUAGACGGUCAAAACAAAAUGCUGCUGAGCAAAACGCAAACCAAAUCUUCUCUGUUUCAGAAGAAAUUACUCGUCAACAGGCGGCAGGACCACUUGAGAGAAAUAUCCAACUGGAAUCCCAAGGAUUAGCUUCACGGGGUGACCGCGGCAUUCCUGGUCUCAGUGAACAGUGUGUGCUAGUAGACCAUAGAGAAAGGAAUACGGACACUUUGGGUUUACAGGUAGGCAAGAGGGUGUGCUCCUCCUUCAAGUCGGAGAAGGUGGUGGUGGAAGACACCGUCCCUAUCAUACCAAAGGAGAAACAUGCCCAGGAGGAGGACUCAAGCAUAGACUAUGAUUUAAGCCCCACGGACACAUCUGCCCCUGAAGAUUAUGUGACCACAAGAUUGUGACACUUGGAGGAGGAGUGUUUACCCAUACCUAUACAUAUUUUCCAUAGUGCUCUGGGCAGGUGCAAGGUUUGAAAUUACAAUAUCAACUGCUAACUUACACUCUCCAGUGUUUAUCCAUUGUGGCGUAGUUAACCUGUAACAUGUUUGAACAAAGCAGAAGCAACAUGAAGCCUCCUCUUUUGUAGCCUGCUUUUGCUUUCACAGUUUAUUUUACAAGUGUUUCUGUUAAAUAAACGCACCUUUUAUCCUUGUACUGUUACAAUAAGCCACAGAAAAUUUUUAGCUAUCUUUUUCAAUUAAAACCAAUGCAAAUGAUUCCAUGUG